ACGCGGACCUGUAAGAGGGCGUUUAUUGAUGAAAUGUUAGUUGCGUACAUAUACGUAACAUUGAACGUGUAAAUGUACUUUUGUAUCUGUAUUCAGAGCUAACAUCUAUGAUAGUAGUGUAAAGUAAACAGACCGCUCUGUUUACUUUCAUAUUAUCAAUGUGGCCGUCUAGUGAGGGACGUAUGACCUAGUAUAUAUAUGGUUGAUCGAAUAGUCGUCGUUUGUGGCAUAGCAUAUUUGAUAACAACACAAUUCGCUAACCUAAAUUUAUUCUCGUCAAUGUUGUGGAGACGAUAAGCUGCAUAGCUUACAGUGUAUAUAGAUAUGUGAUUAGAUAUCUUGACCUGUUGGUUGUGUAGAGUUAGUUAGUGGUUAUUUAACAGUACAGGCAACAGGAAGGGAGAAUCUAGCUAUAAAUAAAACUGGUUUAAAUUCCCGAAUCGACACACACUUAACAACAGGUUUACCACGAUACUUACAGGAUGUCUAUAAAGGAUUCGGUCCUGUACAAGACAAUAAUGACGGGAGACCUUGCCGCACUAAUCCCAGUAUUGAGAGAUUAUUCAGAGUCUGGUCAGAGCUUCUUUCUGGAAGAUCCAGAUAAUGGCGAAACGUUGAUUCACCACAUAGUGAAUUACGGAGAGAAAUACUGCGAACCACGGACCGUGUCCUUGAUCUAUCUGUUUGCCUAUGCGCCAUUUGAUCUGGAUAAGCCGAACAUUAAUGGCGAUACGGCCUUGCAUCUCGCCGUAAGAAAGAAAGGGGCUUAUAGAAUAUUAAUAGCUUUGAUAAGAUGCGGGGCUGACCCGGAAGUAAAGAAUAAUGAAGGUAAAACGCCGGAAGACAUUCUUAUAAAAGAUCGUCCAAGUGGCUGGGAGGAAAUGUUACAUUGGUUAAAUAAAUUUAAACCCGGUUUAUAUCGCGCUGUGACGGCAGAAAAACCUGAUAAAAAGCUGAUAGAAAGAUUGUUGAGAUACUGGUGCAGAUUAACCAUAGUUAAAAACUCCAAGAUUAUCAAUUUAAAAUGUAUCGCACAUUCUAAUCAUCACCAACUAGAUCUAGUAUAUUUGUUGGAGAAAUAUGAAAAUACUAUCGAGUUCGCCAUGGCACUAUUAUCGGGAAAAGUAUGUGUCUUGAAAUCUUGGAAAGGUCAAGACCUGUGGAAUACUAUCGACAUUAACACCAAGGAUUAUUCAUAUCAAAAAUAUUAUAAAGGAUACCCGGAAGAACCACAGCCCCUCCUAGCGGCAGUAUGGGAAAUUAAUUCUAUUGAAACUAUUGAAUAUCUUAUGUCGUUGAAUCCAGAUACAAACGUUCUCUACAGUGGAAUGCCGAACUGUGAACCCAAACCAUUGUUCUUUCAUUUGAUGGGUUCGCACGCUCCCGAUCCAGCCAUUAUAAAAAAGAUUUUAAAGGGGUGUGAUAUGAAUUAUCGUGCCUAUAAUGGACAAACAGUUCUACAUGAAGCCAUAGUACAUGACGUAACCGAGGACGUCUUAAAGCAUAUUUUAAAUCUGGGUGCUAACGUUGCAUCACGUGAUCGAUAUGGACAGACUGCGCGGAACUUGGCGGUGUCGUUAAAUAAAUUAACGUAUGCCAGGCUAAUAGACGAACACGUGUUACAAGCCGUACGAGAAUGCAAUGUUUCUAAGAUAGAAUCUCUAGUGUUAGCAGCAUAUGAUUUUAUUAUCAAUAUCAGUGAUAAGCAAGGACAAACAGCUGUGGAUAUCAGUAAAAAGAAAAGUUCAAAACAGUUGAAGGAUGUCAUUGAAAAGGUGUCGAAAACACAGGAAUACAUAAAGAAGUUACAUGUUGUUACGGAUAAAGGCAGUGUUGGUGUAACCAAGAAGUUACUAGCUGUUUGUAAACGUAUGGCUGUAGCGUUAGAUAAAUGUGGACGUAACGUCUUACAUCACGCCGUUCUACACCGCCACAUAGAGUUGGUAUUAUAUAUAUCGAAAGAAUUUCCCAGUACAUUAAACGCCAAAGAUAAUUUAGGACGAUCGCCAUUUCAUUAUGCAUACUUAUUUUUACCCUGUGACAAAAUUAUUAAACAUAUGGAAGCAAACGGAGCGGAUGGAAUGAUCCAAGAUUAUGCUGGUUUUAUACCGUCUGAUUAUCUCAAGUCAGGAUGUCACACGACCAACCAAAGAAUAAAGGAGAUCGUCGAGUUUGAUUUAGAUGUUUACAUAGUGGAGACCAACUUAGAGAAAAACUUCUUCGCGGCAAUUAAGAAUGGUGACUUAAGAACUGUAGAAAGAUUAACGGAAGGUUUAAAGGAAUUUGGUGGAGGUUUCUGUAGAUUCAGUAAAAUGUUGUUUGAUUGUUUAGAUUAUGGACAGUGGCAUAUCGCUAAUUAUUUAAUAACAAUCGGCUUUAACACAGACAUCUGGAAACAGUAUGAACAUUGUAGUCCCGACGACCCACUGUGCGCCAUGAUGGAGUGUAAUCAUGGUAUGACGUCAUUUGCCCAAAGAGUUCACCAGAUCAAGGCCAUUGAGGUUCAUGCCUUACUGGAACAGAGAAAUAAAAACAAGGCAUCUGUAAAACCAGCCGGAGGACGACCGGGAGAUGGAAUGUUGGACGGCAGUGUUAAAGUCUUCUAACUAACAGCCCAGAUCGUGAUUACUAGAAGACAUCGUGAACACAACAUUUACACUCACAGCAUAAAAUUUUCAUAAUUAAACUGUUUUUUGAUUCUGUUAUCGACUUACGGUUAACUUUCAGACCUACUGAGAGGAAAGGGUCCCAUGCCCGCCCGGAAUCAGUGGAGGGGCCUGAGCAAGGGCCAGUGAAAAAUAGAAUCUGAAAAUAACAAGCUUCGUGUUCUCUUCUUGACGCAAAAAAAACAACAAACCCUAUGAAUUAAAUCUAAAAAAAAUUAUUUAUGAAAGAUUUCACAAAUAAAAAUCGGACGGCGUGAGGUCAGGGUUUUUGCCUGGAGCCCGCAUGUUCACCAAGAUGUACUUAUCUUGAAAAUUAAUCUAAAUUUCUCAAAUCUCAUAAUGCUGUAUUCAUAUAUAUAAAGUUUUGGCUAAUCGAUCAUUCUCAUUUCUCAAGUUUCAUUGAUCAUGUUCAUCACUAAAUAUUCUAUUUCAUUAUUUACAUGAAAAUUUAAUAUAAUAAAAAAUGUUAGUUAUGCGAACUACUGAAAUGAAAAAAACAAAACAAAACAUAAUGUUUUUGUUAAUCAGGAACUGGUUUCAUACACUUGGUUAUCUGCUUCUUGGCCUUGUUCGUCAAAAAAAACCCAAAAACAACAGUCUAAGGCUCCGCCAAAUCGAGUUUUGAUAUGACGUCACAAUUUCAAGAUGGUGGCGAUGACGUCAUGUUCAGUUACUGGUUCACAUUGUACGCGUGUAGGCUUACUUCUUUUUCUCUCCUCGUGCCUUUCUAGUCAGCCAAUCAUCACAGUGAACAGUAUUUUAAAGAUGACGUGAAUUUACCUUAUAAGUAGUUUCUAGUUUAAACGAUGAGAGUGACGUAACAUACAGUGAGUUUAAACAAACAAUGAUGUUUCAAAUGCAAUCCUCUCUCUCUCUCUCUCUCUCUCUCUCUCUCCCAGUACUGGAAUCUGCUCAAGUAUCACGUUGUGUUCUGACAACAGAUUAGGACAGAUUUUAACCUUAUGUUUAUUACAUUGUAUUAUUUUGUAAAUAUAAACGUCAUCCAUUUUGGACAUUAUAAUAUAGGUCAGAUUUUGCCUUAUCUUUAUAACAUUGUAUUGUAAAUGUAGCCGUCAUCCAUUUUGGGCAUUAUAGUAUAGUCAAAAUGGUGACUAUUUUGCAGAAUUCGUCGAUUAGGAAAUAUUAUGCCUUACGCUUAUUGCAUUGUCUGUAAAUGUAACCAUCACCCGUCUUGAACGUUAUAUAAUGAAAAUAGUGGUCAUUUUGCCGAGUUUGUUAACUAGAUUUUGAACUCUGAGUGUGUAUAUAGAAAAUAACAGACAUGCGAUAGAACGCGAAUGUGACAGACAUAAUUGUUGUAAUGUAUGCAUAUAUUUAUUUAUAAAAGAAAAAUUUUAAUGUUUAGUUAGAUAUAAUCAGCACUAUUUGAGGCUAACAUGUGUUUUUAUGAAUGUGUGGGACCACAGCGGAGUCUAACCCGACCCGUCAUGACGUUGGCGUUAUAUAUUGUAUCAAUGCUUUUUAUGGUGUUUAAUAAAGAUAAAUAACAUAAAUG
This is a messenger RNA of Patella vulgata (common limpet), 4182 nucleotides long. Its product is annotated as putative ankyrin repeat protein RF_0381. Gene Ontology annotation, molecular function: protein binding. The record is from RefSeq and is a predicted model, not a curated record. The transcript is spliced from 12 exons. The coding region runs from base 483 to 2606 and encodes 707 amino acids. Lineage: Eukaryota; Metazoa; Mollusca; Gastropoda; Patellidae.